Molecule: messenger RNA, 270 nt
Organism: Dovyalis caffra
Lineage: Eukaryota; Viridiplantae; Streptophyta; Magnoliopsida; Malpighiales; Salicaceae
Source: the annotation of a GenBank genome assembly
AUGACGAAGCCGAUUGUUAUUAUCUUGAUUUCUUGUGUUGCACUAUUAAGUCUCUUCACUCCCACUCAAGGUCAAAUCAAAUGGUGCCCUGAGCAGGCCACAUUUCCAGGGGCGUGUGGAAACAACGGCAGGCAGCAAUGCUUACUCGAUUUUUUAUCAAACUAUGGUGCAAGUAGCAUGCCGAAGAAUUGUGUGUGCAAGGAUUCAGGAUCUCAACGAUCCUGCUCAUGUGACGUUGUUUGUCAGGAAGAGGAUGCAGGGAAGAGGUAG